Messenger RNA from Oryza sativa Japonica Group (Japanese rice), 1890 nucleotides. Its product is annotated as AAA-ATPase At3g50940. The record is from RefSeq and is a predicted model, not a curated record. Gene Ontology annotation, molecular function: ATP hydrolysis activity; ATP binding. NCBI's taxonomy places the organism in Eukaryota, Viridiplantae, Streptophyta, Magnoliopsida, Poales, Poaceae.
GAAACCACACUUGUUUGUGCCAUAAAAUGGACGUGACAUUUGCCUUGGGCGUCUUGUGUUUGUGGGUGAGGUAGCCAGCUGCCAGCCAUGGAUCACUUGCCACUGGCCGCCGCGGCGGCGGCGGCGUCGGCGCCGUCGCCGGCUGCAGGGGCGCAGCACGGGAGGGUGCUUGACGCAUACAAGAAGGCGCUGGCGACGGCGGCGUCGGUGGCGGCGUACGCCGUGCUGGCGCGGUCUAUGGCGCGGGAGCUGCUCCCCGACGAGCUCCGCGCCGCGGCGCGGUGGGGCGCGGCGUUCGUUCGUGCGCGGCUCGGCGCGUCGGAGAAGGAGCGGCACACGGUGGUGAUCCGGCGGCAGCUCGACGGCGGGUACAGCGAGAACCAGCUGUUCGAGGCGGCGCGCGCGUACCUCGCCACCAAGAUCGACCCGCGCGCCCUGCGGCGGCUCAGCCUCGCGCGCUCACGCUGCAAGGAGGCCGACGGGAGCAGCAGCUGGACCACACUGCUGUGCUUGGAGCCCGGGGACUCCACCACCGAUGUGUUCGACGGCGUCGAGUUCAGGUGGACGUCCAUGGAGACCGGAGGCGGCGACGACGGCAAGAGGGGCGGCAAGGGUGGUGGUGACCGCGGUCACCGCGCCCCGCGCGAGUCCCUCGAGCUCAGCUUCGACGCCGAGCACACCGACACGGCGCUCGAGCGCUACGUCCCCUUCGUCAUGGCCACGGCGGAGCAGCUCCAGCGGCGGGAGCGCGUGCUCAGGAUCUUCAUGAACGAGGUGCGCUCGUGGCACGGCUUCAACCACCACCACCCGGCGACGUUCGACACGAUCGCCAUGGAACCCGACCUCAAGAAGUCCAUCGUCGACGACCUCGACCGCUUCCUGAAGCGGAAGGAGUACUACCGCCGCAUCGGCAAGGCGUGGAAACGCGGGUACCUCCUCCACGGCCCGCCCGGCACCGGCAAGUCCAGCCUCGUCGCCGCCAUGGCCAACUACCUCCGCUUCAACCUCUACGACCUCGACCUCUCCGAGGUGCGCGUCAACGCCGCGCUGCAGCGCCUGCUCAUCAGCAUGCCCAACAAAUCCAUCCUCGUCAUCGAGGACAUCGACUGCUGCUUCGACGCCAACCCAAGAGAAGCCCACAAGAUCACCACGGCGGCGCUCGACCAGGCCGAGGACUUCGACUUCUCCUCGUCGGACUCCGACGACGCCGUCGGCGCGCCGCCCAGAGCGCGCCGCGCGGGAGAUCUCCAGCAGCAGAAGCUGACGCUGUCCGGGCUGCUCAACUUCAUCGACGGGCUGUGGUCCACGAGCGGCGAGGAGCGCGUCAUCGUCUUCACCACAAACUACAAGGAGCGCCUCGAUCCGGCGCUGCUCCGGCCGGGGCGGAUGGACAUGCACGUCUACAUGGGCUACUGCGGCUGGGAGGCGUUCAAGACGCUCGCGCACAACUACUUCCUCGUCGGCGACCACCCGCUGUUCCCGGAGAUACGGCAGCUGCUCGCCGGCGUGGAGGUGACGCCGGCCGAGGUGUCGGAGAUGCUGCUGCGCAGCGAGGACGCCGACGCCGCGCUCCGGGGCCUCGUGGAGUUCCUCCGUGAGAGGACGCGGCGGAGGGCAAGACAAGAGGCAGCGAUCGACGACAACCAAGUGGUAGCAGAAAAAGGCAAUGCAGCUUAACAAAUCUUCAGAGAAUUUACUUCACAAUAACGAGAUGAGAUGAUUGGGUUGCAUGAUCACGACAGUAGCAAACUUGGUACUAGUAGUACUUACUGAAUUAAUAAUCAUUUGUCAUGCUCACUAUAAUUUCUGUUGCAAAUCUGCAAGCAAUGGCAUAGCUAGGCAAGGCAACAGAGAACAGAAGAGAGUGCAGAGCGUCUGGUCAUGGAUUAA